AUGGCCCUCACCGGGCUCUGCCCCCCAACCUUCGCCCCCCUCCACACCCUCCUCACGACCGCCCUCACCUCCGGCGCCGAACUCGGCCUCUCCUUCACCGUCAACCACAACGGCACCACCAUCAUCGACCUACACGGCGGGCACACCGACACCGCCCGCACCCAACCCUGGCAAGCCAACACCAUCGUCAAUGUUUUCUCUACCACCAAGGGUCUCGCUGCCCUCGCCGUGCUCAUCCUCAUCGACCGCGGACUUGUGUCGCCCGAUGACCCUGUCGCGGAACACUGGCCCGAGUUUGCCGCGAACGGGAAGGAAGCGCUUAAAAUCCGCCAUGUGCUGGCGCAUACCUCCGGCGUGGCCGGGUUUGACGACAAGACGGGGCUAGAGGAUUUGUUUGAUGAGCGAGCGUGUGCAGACAAGCUCGCGCGGCAGGCGCCAUGGUGGACACCGGGAACGGCAUCCGGGUAUCACAGCUGGACGUAUGGGUAUUUGCUUGGGGAAAUUGUCCGGCGGGUGACGGGGCUGGGACUGAGGGAGUUUGUCGUGAAGGAGAUUACCACACCGCUGGCUGGAAACAAUGGUGGGGCAGUGGUGGAUUUCCAGAUUGGUGCGCCGGAUGAGAAGGAUUGGGGUCGGAUCUCCACGCUGGUGCCGCCGCCGCCGUUUUCUGUAGGCGGGGGUGGUGAUCUAGCGAAUACGAAGUCGAUCCCGGUGCGGUCGCUGAUGAAUCCUAUGAUUUCACCGACUGAUGCGUUGACGCCGGCGUGGCGGCGGGCGGUGAUUGGGUCGGGGAAUGGGCAUGCUAAUGCGAGGAGUAUUGCGCAGGUGUUUUCACAGGUGACGCUGGCGGGCAGGAAGGACCAGGGUGGAAUCCUGCUCUCUCAAAAGACGGCCGAGUUGGUCUUUGAGGAGCAGGCGCUUGGGCCGGAUCUCUCGGUCGGGCAGAACUGGCGGCUUGGGCUGGGCUAUCUUAUCCGUGGCCAGGGCGGGACGGUCCUGGAUGACUGGCUGCCUGAUGGGAGGAUUGCGGUUUGGGGCGGCUGGGGAGGGUCGAUCGUAGUGAUGGACUUGGACCGGGGACUCACGAUUGCGUAUGCCAUGAAUAAGAUGGCCGGCACGGGGCCUGCCACGCCGCUGCUGAGGAAAUACGUCAGGGUGGUGUAUGCUGCGCUGGGUGUUGAGUUUUAG
Molecule: messenger RNA, 1188 nt
Organism: Dichotomopilus funicola
Lineage: Eukaryota; Fungi; Ascomycota; Sordariomycetes; Sordariales; Chaetomiaceae
Product: beta-lactamase-domain-containing protein
Exons: 1
Coding region: 1-1188 (395 amino acids)
Source: RefSeq, a predicted model, not a curated record